CCUGAGAAGAACAUUUGCAGAUCCAUGCAAUAAAGUGCAAACUGUGGCCCUAAAACUAGGAGAAUUAUUCAUGGGGAAUACUGGCCAUUCCCAAUCAAGCACUAUGUUAAACUAACAGGUCAGUUGUGAAUCAGUCCUGAUUUUCUAUCCAUGUUCUUACAUAAUUAUCUGCUCAAUAGUUUGGAACAAUCAUUUUCAUAGGCUGGGCUGUUUGUGUUAACUUGUUGCAGUUCAUUUCUUCUGUUGUUAAUGCAAUAAUCAGCCUCUGGGCUUGUGUACCUUUAAAAUGCUACAGAGGUGCAGCUGUACCACUGCAGGUGCCCUGAUGUAGCACUUUGGUAUAGACACUACCUACACUGAUGCAAGAAUCCCUCCCAUCAGAGUAGUUAAUCCACCUCCACGAGACCAGGUUGCAGGGGUGUGCACAGGAAUAAAAUUUUUUGCCCCUUUAAGAGGGGCACUUUCUGUGCCCACCGCAGCCUGUGUAGUGUAGUGGAUUGCUCCACAUAGGAAUGUGCGGCUUACAUGUACUGAGCAUGCUCAGUUCAUCUGCUGAAGCCACUGCCCUUCACCCUGCCCUUAUUAGCCGUAAGAUUCUGCGGACUGCUUUAUACACGGGUUAAAAAGGGACAAAGGGGCCAAAUUGGAGCAGGGGAGUGGCCAGGGUCUGAACAGGGGGUGGAAAUUGACGGGCCAGGUGGGUCAAUCAGCUGGAGGCAGGACUAGGAGAGGGGCUAAAGGGCAAAAUCAGGGAUGAGGGGAGCAGGAGUUAAGCUCGUGGUGAGGUGCUGCCAGAGGGUGUCAGAGGAAAAACCCAGCUCAGGCAGGGGCAGAGGGGGUAACAGUUACCCCAGUGGAACUGAGACACCCAUAUUUGCAAAAAUGGUGGAGGGAAAAGGGGCUUUUUAUUUCCCUCCCCUCCCCUCCAGGCCAGAGGAACUCUCUCUUCCCCGGCAGCGGAAAGAGCUGGAUCUCACCCUGUGGAUCCUGGGUCGGAGGAGCUGUCAUCUCCUGCACCAGCCCCAGAGGAGUUCUGUGCUCUCACUGGGAGGGGACAAAGAGGCGCAUGCCAGCGUCAAUGUUCUAAAUCCGCAAGAAGAGUCUCUUUAAAAUCAUCAGUGGGUUCAGAUCACCUGAAUGCUUGAAUCUGCUGGUACGGGCACUUCCAGCUCCGCAGCUGGACUGGCUGUUUCUUUAAGAAAAGACUCUAGCUUCUCCCACUUGACGGGUGUUUGAAAUGAUAGCAUCUCUCCAGAUGCAGUACUGCAUUACUUUCGCUUUCCAGCUCGGCAGAUGCCGGAAGAAGGCAAGCACAUUUAUCAGUCUGGAACGCAAACAUGGUUCUUUAAAAAGUGCACGGAAAAGUGAUGAGAAAACUCUUCUAUAGCCAGAGUUAACUGGCUACAACUCUUUAGAAAACUCUUUUAUAGCCAGAGUUAGCUGUUCAACUGGAUAUUUGCUGAAAUAGUCACUUACAAGCUAGCACAGGACGAUUGAGAGCUGGUCACGCCCUGAAGACUGUGAAACUUCUUGGAAGGACAAAUCAACUAUGGCGAAGAUGAAAAUUGCCUCAUUCGGCUGCAGCUCCAGAACCAGCUCUGCUCAAAUGGGUUUGAUCAUUUUCCCCAUUAUUUGUCACAUCCAGAAGCUGGAAUCAGCCCAGUUUGCAGUGGUGGUCCCUGAUCAUUCAGUCACUGCUAUCGUGGGUGAGGAAUUUGUAUUACCCUGUCACCUGUCCCCCAGGAUGAAUGCUCAAAACAUGGAGGUGAAAUGGUUACGACCUCAUCUCUCGUCAGUUGUGCAUCUGUACCGUGAUGGCAAGGAUCAGAAUGAGUCUCAGACCCUAGAAUAUCAGGGAAGGACAGAGUUUUUGAAAGACGGCCUUUCCACUGGGAGUGUUGACUUGAAAAUACACAAUAUCAGACCCUCUGAUGAAGGAUUGUACAGAUGCUUCAUUCGAUCAAGUACCUUUUAUGGAGGAGCCCUGCUGGAACUGAAGGUAGCAGGUUUGGGCUCUGAUCCCCACCUCUCUGUUGAGGGUUACCAGGAUGGAGGGAUCCAAGUGGUGUGCCGAUCGGCCGGGUGGUACCCAGAGCCCGAAGUGCUGUGGCGAGAUCUGGGUGGGCGACAUUUGCCUUCAGUCUCUGAAACAACAUUCCGAAGGGAUAACGGCCUGUUUGAAACGCCUGCUUUCCUUAUCACAGAACGUUCAAACCAGAACUUGUCAUGUUGUAUCCGGAACACCUUCCUCAACCAAGACAAAGAAUCAACAAUUUACAUAGCAGAUUCUUUUUCCCCAAAGUCUCCGGUGGAUGGUGUUUCUGUGCAUGAGCCUGGUGGUUUUGUUUGUUUCCAUUGGCCUUAUUCUUUAUCUCUGCAAAGUAAAAGAGAAACUUGUAGCAGAACUUAUUUGGAGAAGAGUCCUCACACACCCAGCGAAUGUGACUCUGGAUCCAGACACGGCUCAUCCCGUCUCAUCAUUUCUGAGGAUCGGAAAAGUGUGAGGCAGGGAGACACCCAGAAAGAUCUGCCUGACAACCCUGAGAGAUUUGAUUACGAGUGCUGUGUGCUGGGCUGUGAGGGAUUCAUCUCGGGUAGCCAUUACUGGGAGGUGGAGGAAGGGAAUGGGAAGUACUGGGCUGUUGGGGUGGCCAGAGAGUCUGUGAGCAGGAAGGGAGAGUUCAUGUCUAACCUAAACCCUGAAGUGGGGAUCUGGGCUGUGAGGCUGUAUGGGGGCCAGUACCAGGUUCUCACCUCCCCAAAGAUUCCCCUGACCCUGAGGCGUGGCCCCCGUAGGAUCCGGGUUUGUCUGGACUAUGAACAGGGGCAGGUGGCAUUUUUUGAUGCUGAUAACCAGGCUCCAAUCUUCACAUUCCCGCAAGCCUCUUUCACUGGAGAGAGAAUCCGCCCCUGGCUCUGGGUCAGAGGGGGAUCCCAGCUCAGCCUGUGUCACUGAGGCACAAGGGGGAAAUAUCCCACUGAAAUCAGAAUUCCUAAUAUCUAUGAGCUGGGAGGUGAUGCCAGUCAGCGCUGUGUUUUUGGGGAACCAGGGCACAGUAUCUAGCCUGUCUGACUCAUGAAAGACACCCCACCACCACCAGUCUCUGCUUGAAUCAAACCAAUCAGAGAAAAGGCUCGCAGAGAGCAGUGAAGGGCAUUGGGAGACACAAAUAGACCCCUCCUGAUAAGGGUGACAAGAUUAAGACAUCUCCAUUAGCAUACAGAAUGAAAACAGAGACAACUCCCUCGCCUCACCUGCAUGAAAGAUGGGACGGGAGACAUCUCAAUUUGCAUACAGAAUGGAGAACAGA
Molecule: messenger RNA, 3311 nt
Organism: Dermochelys coriacea (leatherback sea turtle)
Lineage: Eukaryota; Metazoa; Chordata; Testudines; Dermochelyidae
Product: butyrophilin subfamily 3 member A3-like
Molecular function (GO): protein binding
Source: RefSeq, a predicted model, not a curated record